Messenger RNA from Sesamum indicum (sesame), 3538 nucleotides. RefSeq lists its product as uncharacterized. The record is from RefSeq and is a predicted model, not a curated record. Gene Ontology annotation, biological process: protein phosphorylation. Gene Ontology annotation, molecular function: protein kinase activity; ATP binding; protein binding. Lineage: Eukaryota; Viridiplantae; Streptophyta; Magnoliopsida; Lamiales; Pedaliaceae.
AAUUACACCUCACUCCCCAGUCCCCUGCACUGGCGCAACAAAGGGCGUUGGUCUUUUCAACUCCCCCUAUAUGCUGCUACCAUACGCUCCCUCAGCGCACCAACGCAUUUUCAUUCUUUCCCAUGCCAACGGCUACUAUUCUCCUCGCUAUGGCGCUCUGCGCCACCCUAAUCUCCUCAUUAACCUGCGCCGCCGUCGUAUCCGAGAUCCUGGCCUUGCUCUCCUUCAAACAGAAUAUUUUCGAUCCUCGUGGAGCCAUGGAUGGUUGGAAUGCGUCCACUCCCGCCGCGCCGUGCGACUGGCGUGGCAUUCUGUGCUCCGCCGGCAGGGUGAGUGAGCUCCAUCUGCCGCGCCUUCAGCUCGGCGGCCGGCUCAGCGAGCAGCUCGGUGACCUGCGCCAGCUGCGGGCGUUAAGUCUCCAUUCCAACAACCUGAACGGUUCAAUCCCGCAGGCACUCUCCCGGUGCACACUCUUACGCACUGUCUAUUUGCAGUACAAUUCAUUCACCGGCGAGAUUUCACCCUCAUUUUUCUAUAACCUCACAAAUCUCCAAGUUUUUAACCUAGGCCACAACCUCAUCUCCGGCGAAAUCCCCGACGAACUUCCGGCACGCCUCCAGGUGCUCGACCUCUCAUCCAACUCAUUCUCCGGGAAGAUUCCGGUGAACUUUUCGGCUAGUCACCAGCUCCAGGUCAUCGAUCUAUCGUUCAACCAUUUAUCCGGCAGCAUUCCGGCGACGAUCGGAACGCUGCAGCAGUUAGAGUAUUUAUUCCUCGACGAUAACGAACUCCACGGGACGAUUCCAUCGGCCAUAUCGAACUGUUCUUCACUCAUCCACGUUAGUGCUGGGGAUAAUAUGCUGUCCGGCGUCGUUCCGGCUACAAUGGGGUCACUUAAAAGUCUUCAAGUUAUCUCAUUGCCUCGCAAUCAGCUAUCCGGCGUCGUUUCCUCAUCCUUAUUUUGUAAAAUGACAGAACGGAAUGCUACAGUCAGGAUUCUUGACUUGAGUUCAAAUGCGCUCACGGGGAUAGAGAACCAUGCUGGUGCAACGUGCGCUGGUGUUCUGGAAGUUCUAAACCUUCACGGGAAUCGGAUAAAUGGGUUCUUUCCUGAUUUUGUAAUGAAUUUGUCGACGUUAAAAGUUUUAGAUAUUUCUGGGAAUUUGAUAUCCGGGUUUUUGCCGGAUAGGAUUGGGAAUUUGGUUUCUCUGGAGGAGUUUAGAGCGCGGAACAAUUCACUAUCUGGUGGAAUUCCGGAUAACGUGACAAAAUGUGUGUCACUAAGAGUGCUUGACAUUGGGAAAAAUCGGUUUUCUGGUUUAAUACCGGAGUUUAUAGGGGAAAUGAAGGGAUUGGCAAUGUUAUUUCUCGGCGGGAAUUUGUUCACUGGUAGAAUUCCUGAGAGCUUAAGCGAUCUUUACUUGCUAGAAUUGUUGGAUUUGAGUGAUAAUAUGCUGAAUGGGACUGUGCCUCUUGAAUUGAUGAGGCUUAGCAAUUUGAGCACUCUAAAUUUGAGUAAUAACAGAUUUUCGGAUGAAGUGCUGGUAAAUAUUGGUAAAUUUAAAGGUUUAGAAGUUCUGAAUAUGAGUGGUUGCGGGUUUUCAGGAGCGAUCCCAUCAAGUGUUGGGAAUCUUUUGAGGCUCAAAACUCUUGAUAUGAGUAAGCAAAACUUGUCGGGGGAGUUGCCUGUUGAGCUCUUUGGGUUGCCAAGUUUGCAGGUUGUGGCUCUUCAGGAAAAUUUGUUGUCUGGAAAUGUGCCUGAAGGUUUUAGCAGCUUGUCUAAUUUGCAGUAUCUCAAUCUUUCAUCAAAUGCUUUCUCUGGUCAGAUUCCGGCUACUUAUGGAUUUCUGAGAUCAUUAAGUGUUCUUUCACUGUCUCAUAAUCAUAUAAGUGGCUCAAUUCCAGUGGAGUUGAGCAAUUGUUCUGGUCUUGAAGGUUUAGAACUCAGAGAAAAUGACUUCACCGGUGAAAUUCCAGCUGGUUUUUCCCAUUUGUCUCAUUUACAGAGGCUUGAUCUAGGCCAGAAUAAUUUAACAGGUGAAAUUCCAGAAAGCCUUUCCAACUGUUCGUCUUUGAUUGUCCUAUUAUUGGAUUCAAAUCACCUCUCAGGCCACAUUCCGGACGCACUAUCGAAGUUAUCGAUGUUAAUGGAACUGGAUGUAUCUUCGAAUAAUCUGACUGGAGCAAUUCCAGCAAAUCUUUCACUUAUCUCAACCUUGCAACACUUAAAUUUGUCAGGUAAUAACCUUGAGGGUCGGAUUCCUGAGGCACUGGCUUCUCGUUUUAGUGAUCCUUCCAUCUAUACCAUGAAUAAAAAUUUAUGUGGACAACCACUGAAAAAGAAUUGCCCAAGGGAGAAAAGGCGGAAAAGAAAGAGAUUGAUUCUUUAUAUAGUUGUGGCUGUGGCAGGGAGUUUACUGCUGUUAUUGUGUUGUUGUGGUUACGUAUACAGUCUGCUAAGGUGGCGCAAGAGACUGAGAGAGGGGACAUCAGGAGAGAAGAAGCGAAGCCCCAGUUCCAGUUCACAAGGGGGACGUGGAAGUGGAGAAAAUGGUCCACCUAAGCUUGUUAUGUUCAACAACAAGAUCACAUAUGCUGAAACCCUAGAAGCAACAAGACAGUUCGAUGAAGAAAACGUGUUGAGCCGAGGGAAGUAUGGGCUGUUAUUUAAAGCUACUUAUGCUGAUGGAAUGGUGCUCGCAAUUCGCCGCCUUCCUGACACAUCCAUUGUGGAGAACACCUUCCGUAAAGAAGCUGAAUCCCUAGGCAAAGUUAAACAUCGAAACCUGACAGUUCUUCGUGGCUAUUAUGCUGGACCGCCUCCAGAUAUGAGACUUCUUAUUUACGACUACAUGCCUAAUGGAAAUCUUGCCACCCUUCUUCAAGAGGCAUCACACCAAGAAGGACAUGUGCUGAACUGGCCAAUGCGCCACCUGAUUGCUCUAGGUAUAGCUCGUGGCCUAGCAUUCUUGCAUUCGAUCUCAACAAUACAUGGGGAUGUGAAGCCACAAAACGUUCUCUUCGAUGCUGAUUUUGAGGCUCAUCUCUCUGAUUUUGGGCUGGAUAAACUGACAAUACCUAAUCCAGCUGAAGCUUCCACCUCUGCCACACCAGUUGGGAGUCUAGGCUAUGCAGCACCAGAAGCUACAUUAACAGGGCAACCAACUAAAGAAGCGGAUGUAUACAGUUUCGGGAUUGUGGUGUUGGAGAUAUUGACUGGAAAAAAACCAAUGAUGUUUACAGAAGAUGAGGACAUUGUGAAAUGGGUGAAGAGACAACUACAAAGAGGCCAAGUUUCAGAAUUGCUCGAUCAGGGCUUGCUGGAACUCGAUCCUGAGUCAUCGGAGUGGGAAGAAUUCUUGAUGGGAGUGAAAGUUGGAUUGCUUUGCACAAUGCCUGACCCUCUUGAAAGACCUUCCAUGACUGAUGUUGUCUUCAUGCUCGAAGGCUGCCGGUUAGGCCCAGAAAUUCCUUCCUCUGCUGAUCCCACCACGGUAACUUCACCCACCUGAAAAUUAAUACCCUGCACGAAUUCAUU